AUGGACGGCCAUGCGCAACCUCCUGGCAGCUUCGAGUCUCACCCGCCUCCUCCACCUCCCAAGGAGUAUUCGGCGGUUCAACGUCUUCCCUCUCUAGCUGCAGCCUUGAAACCUCUCUCUCCUGCCUCUCCCGUCCGCCGAAAACCCCUCCCUUUGAACGCUGCUCCGAUCGUUCAGUCUCCCGAAACACAUACGCCGCCGCGGCCGUUUCAGGCCGUAGACUCUUCGCCAAAGCAAGACUCGAGUCCGGAAACACUUACUCCAACCGGUUCGACCGUAAAGUCGAGACAGGAGACUGCGCCCUCCCUGCUUUUGGAGGACACAGGCGCCAGUACUCGGACAAGGACGACGACGAACGGUGCCUUACCUCCAUCCCUUGAAGACGGCCGCCAGGAUAGGAGAAGAUCAAAUGCUUCGUCGGUGGAAGUCGUAAUCAUAGAGGAGGACAUGGGCUUGAAGCCGGGCCCGAGGCCGCCGCCUGUGCGGACGGGCUCGAGCUCCUCGACCAAGUCAUCGACUGUCGUCGACACCAAGAAACCUCAAACACCUGGAAGCAAGUUCACUUCCUUUUUCACACGCAAAGCUACCGCCUCCCCGAGCGCAGAAUCGUCGGUGACGGAUAUCUCUGAUCGCAAAUCCCCUCUGCCCUCACCAUAUGCAGUAUCACCACAAGCUUCGACGCACUCCUCCUCAGGCUUCCCAUUCGGCGCGUCCCUCUCUCGAGGGCCAGCAUCCCAGCCUUCUCAAGACUCAAUCGACUUCGAUGGAGGCUCCUUACUUCGGACCGCGUCCAUCAGCGACGCGAAUAGCAAGUGCCUCCAACUCGAAGCAGAACUGCGGGAGAUCAGCACCGAACUUGCAAACUCCAUCAGACGCGAGAUGGAUCUGGAGGAUUUGAUAGAAAGCUUACAAGCCGAAGGCCCUGGUCUGAACAGAGAGGCGGAUCGAACCAGUGACUACUUCUCAGACUCCGGCACAAGUUCUAUCCGCCCGUCCACCAGUGAAGGCAAUACCAAAGAGGACAUUCAACGGAUCAAGCGGGAGUCAGAACAACUCAGAGCACAGCUGAAGGUGGAGAUGUCGCAGAAAUGGCAGAACGAAAGGUCAAGCCGGCAGGCCUUGGAAUCCCAUAUUCACAUUCUGGAACAAAAGCUCUCACAGUCUCGUCGAGAACACAACAUGUCCGCUGAUGUCACGGCAAAGGCCAAAGAGCUCGAGGUGGCGCUGGACGAUGCAAAGAGGCGGCUGAUGGAGGAAAGGCAGACGAAGGAGAACUUUGAGGACUUGCUGACAGCUCUUCGUGUCGAACUGGAGCAGCAUCGCAAUGAACGCGACAAUCUGCGUGACGAGGUUGUACCGCAACUCCGAGCACAACUGGCGGGACUCGAGUCCAGCGUAUCCGAGUCUCAAAAGUCACCAUACGAACUGACACGUAUGCAACAAGAAAUCCAAAGUCUGAAGGAUGAAAACGCCGCCCUCCAAAGCGCCCGGACCAUGAAUAUGCAAUUUCAAUCAAUUGCUGAAGAAGGAGACUUGGCCGAGUCACCAACCAGCCCGUUCCCAAGCCGGGGUGCUGGUCUGCAGAGAUCAAACACCAUACACAUAAACAGGUCGUCUUCGAAAGCUCCGACGAACCGAUCGAAUUCAUUGUCAAGGUCCAAUUCAAUAGUGAACCGCGCGGUUCCGGAAAACCAGCAGUCGCUUGCCGAUCAAUUAAAAGAGGUGACCGAGCAGAGGAAUGCCUUGCACUCGACUGUCAAGUAUCUAUUGAGAAGACAGGAGGCCCAACACCGCCAAUACGAGAAGCGACUGAAGCUCGCCGAAGCCGAACGCGACAGGGCAAAUACUCUGCAAGGUCCUCAGAAGGGAGGCUAUGAGCGAGAAGUCCGAAAGCUACGUGCAGAAAUUAAUGUUCUACGGAAGAGGACGGACGAUGCCUUAGAGCAGAAGUGGCAAUGUGAGAAAGGUUUAUCAGGGCUGAAAAUGGAUCUCGAUCGAAGUAAGCAGGAAACAGCUAGCUUGCAAGCUCUUCUACAGCCCCGUGAUGAGACGGCGCCAGAAGUUCUGUCGUCCACACUGGAAAAGGCAUUGCAACAACUGAAGCAACAGCGGGAUCAUGCCCAACAACAGGAAUCAGCAGGAUUAUUAAGCGACCCAGGGCUUGCCACCGAGUUGGAACUAUCGGCACAAAGGUUCGAGACAUUGGCCGCACAAGUCAGAAAACAAAUGCAAGCGAACGGCGACUUGAGGGGUCGGCUCAAGGAUGCAGUCGAGAAGGGCCAAAAGAACCAGCAAGCCUCGGCGGGACAAAUCAAUGAGCUUCAAACGAAACUUCGCAAACUGGAGGACGUUAUCACCGUCGCACAAAUGCAGUCCGAAACGGCAGUGAUGAAGCACGAAGAGGAGGUUCGAGUUCUGAGAGCUAGCCACAACGUUCAACUUAUGCGCACGAGGUCAGGCGGGAAGACGCCCGGCCUAUUAACGCCUAUACCACGAUCUCCACUAUCACCAAUGUUUGUGAACUCCAAGAAAAGCCCCAGACUCGACCAGACCAGCUCUGGGCCAGGCAUAGCUCUUCAACAUGCCCUCAAAACGGAGUAUCUCGAGAACAAGGUGGCAGAUCUGGAAAAGGCCUUGGCUGAGGCGGAGAAAGAGAUGGGAGAAGUGGUUGGAAGGAUGAAUUCGGCCCAAAUGGGAGUGGCUGAUUUGGAAUCGGAAAGAGACGAAGCUCUCCGCCAGACCCGAAGACUUGAAGCCGCCAUCGCUGCCGAGCGGAAGAAGGUGCAGGCCCUUCUUGAUCGAGAUUAUACUUCGGAUUACCCUUCAGACUACUAA
This is a messenger RNA of Capronia epimyces CBS 606.96, 2835 nucleotides long. RefSeq lists its product as uncharacterized. The transcript is spliced from 3 exons. Bases 1 to 2835 code for a protein of 944 amino acids. The record is from RefSeq and is a predicted model, not a curated record. NCBI's taxonomy places the organism in Eukaryota, Fungi, Ascomycota, Eurotiomycetes, Chaetothyriales, Herpotrichiellaceae.